Messenger RNA from Insectozyma verbasci, 1233 nucleotides. The record is from the annotation of a GenBank genome assembly. NCBI's taxonomy places the organism in Eukaryota, Fungi, Ascomycota, Pichiomycetes, Serinales, Debaryomycetaceae.
AUGUCUGUUAAAGAUCAAUAUUUAAAGAAAAAUCCAGAUGAUGUUGUCAUAGUUGCAGCUUAUAGAACUGCUUUAACUAAAGGUGGUAAAGGUGGUUUCAAAGAUGUUGGAUCAGAUUUUAUUUUAAGACAAUUAACUGCUGAAUUCAUCAAAAAAACUGGUGUUGAUCCAAAAAUUAUUCAAGAUGUUGCUGUUGGUAAUGUUUUAAAUGGUAGAGCUGGUGAUUUUGAACAUAGAGGUGCUUUAUUAUCUGCUGGUUUACCAUAUUCAACUCCAUUUGUUGCUAUUAAUAGACAAUGUUCUUCAGGUUUAAUGGCUAUUUCUCAAGUUGCAAAUAAAAUUAAAGUUGGUGAAAUUGAAUGUGGUUUAGCUGGUGGUGUUGAAUCAAUGACUAAAAAUUAUGGUCCACAAGCCUUAAUUAAAAUAGAUCCAGCUUAUGAAAAUGAUCCAGAAUUCCAAAAAAAUGGUAUUCCAAUGGGUAUAACUAAUGAAAAUGUUUGUGCUAAAUUUAAUAUUGCAAGAGAUGUUCAAGAUGAAUUUGCAGCAAAAUCAUAUCAAAAAGCUGAAAAAGCUCAAUCAGAAGGUAAAUUCAAAGAUGAAAUUUUACCAAUAGAAGUUUUCCAAGAAGAUGAUGACGAUGAUGAUGAAGAAGAAAAUGAAGAUGAAGAUGAUGAACCAAAAGAGAAGAAAGUUUGGAUUGAUAAAGACGAAGGUAUUAGACCAGGUGUUACUAAAGAAAAAUUGGCAAAAAUUAAACCAGCUUUUAAAGAUGAUGGUGUUUCAUCAGCUGGUAAUUCAUCACAAGUUUCAGAUGGUGCUGCAUUAGUUUUAUUAAUGAAGAGAUCAUUUGCUGAAAAACAUGGUUUCAAACCACAAGCUAAAUUUGUUUUAACUUCAAUUGCUGGUGUUCCUCCAGAAAUUAUGGGUAUUGGUCCUGCUGUUGCUAUUCCAAAAGUUUUAAAACAAACUGGUUUAGAAGUUAAAGAUAUAGAUGUUUAUGAAAUUAAUGAAGCAUUUGCAGGUCAAUGUUUAUAUUCAAUUGAAAGUUGUAAUAUUCCAAAAGAAAAAGUCAAUUUAAAUGGUGGUGCAAUUGCUUUAGGUCAUCCUUUAGGUUGUACUGGUGCUAGACAAUAUGCUACAAUUUUAAGAUUAUUACAACCAGGUCAAUUUGGUUUAACUUCUAUGUGUAUUGGUACAGGUAUGGGUGCAGCUUCAGUUAUUGUUAAAGAAUAG